GCAUGUGUAGCAGACCAUUUUAUUCACAGACUUCAGUUCUUUUUUUCCUCUGUCCUUCCAAGCUUGCUUUUACAAGUGAUGAGAUGGUGCGCUGAGUCACUUCCAUGAGCGGCUCCUGUACCACUCCAGAACAAGAAGACGGAUGCUAAAGAAUAAAGGUGUGAGGGCACCAGUGCUUUGCUGUUGAGAAGUCUAGCUCCUAAGUGAACGUACUGAAGAUUUCUGGAGUUGGUGGGACAACUACCUCUACCUCAAAUUUUAUGAAUACUGCUAGCCAUGGCUGUGGAACUCUGUCUGCUGCUGCUGUUGUUUUGUGGAGGUACUAUUUCAGAGGUUCAGCCUAUAUACAAGCCGCCUCCUGGGACUUUGGAUUUUGGAUUUGUACCUGCCAAGACAUAUGAUACAGGUGCAUACCAUGAACCUGGGCCAAUAGGAAUUUUGUUUAAAGUAGUCCAUGCCUUCCUGUAUCUAGUGCAGCCCAAUCCUUUUCCUCAAGAUCUCAUCAGAAAACUAGCACAGCAGAAGUUUGGAAAUACACAGGGCGAUUAUCAAAAGCCCGAAAAUGUUGUCCUGACACUCCAGGCCAUCUACUAUGAGAUCGGUUUUAUAGUCUCCGCAGCCUUGGGAUUGCUAUUUAUUUUGUUACUGCCUCUUGUGGGACUUUGCUUCUGUAUGUGUCGUUGCUGUGACAACUGUGGUGGGGAAAUGCAUCAAAGACAGAAGAAAAAUGCUGACUGUCAGAGGAGCUGUUUUGCAACAUUUCUUUUUGUUGCUUCUUUAAUAAUAAGCGUUGGAGUGCUUUGUGCAUAUGCUGCCAACCAACACUUAACUAGUCAAGUCCGAGGAGCAAAGAAACUGGUCAACAGUAAUUUUAAAGAUCUGAAAGUUUUCCUUAACGACACUCCAGCGCAAAUUGACUACUUGGUGAGCCAGUACAACACAACUAAGGAUAAAGCGCUCUCUGACCUAAAUAAUGUUGGACCUUUGCUUGGUAGCAGAGUUCAAGAGCAGCUGGGGAAAGAAGUACGUCCCGCACUUGAUGCAGCUUUGACAAUGGCAGGAGCCAUCAGAGAAACGAAGGAAGCAUUGGAAAACGUGAGCGUCUCUGUAGAAGUUUUGCAGGAAGGCACCGAGAGGCUUCAUGGAAAUUUGACAGAUGUUAAAAUGCACCUGAGCAACACCCUCAAUGAUUCUGCAUGCACUGCAGCUCAGGCUGCCUCAACUUGCAAUAUCAUCAGGAAUUCAUUAAAUCAACUGAACAUUAAUGCCAAUUUCAGUGGGUUGCCGGGGGUGAGCUCACAGCUUGCGAAGGUCAAUGAUGUCCUUAAAAUAGACCUUUCUAGUCUGGUUCAGAAGGGUUAUGCAGCAUUUAAUGAUACUCCAGACUUAGUAGUGAACCAGACUAAGAACAUCUUAUCAGCUGUUCCUUAUAUCAAAAAUGUGCUGGAAUCCAUUGGUUCAAAUAUCAGUAACUUCACAAAAACUCUCCCUGUGCAGAACAUUAUAGCAGAUUUGACAGUAUAUCUGACACAGAGUGAAGCGUAUGUUCAAGACUAUUUUCCAGUAGUGGAGCAGUAUGAUUUCUACAGGUGGCUGGGUUGUCUCAUUCUCUGCUGCAUGGUGGUCCUGAUUGUGAUCUUUUACUAUCUUGGGUUGCUAUGUGGAACCUGUGGUUAUGAUAAACAUGCUUCUCCAACAACCAGGGGCUGCAUUUCCAACACUGGAGGAAACUUUCUUAUGGCUGGCGUUGGAUUCAGUUUUCUUUUCUCCUGGGUGCUGAUGAUUGUAGUGGUGCUAACUUUUAUCACAGGUGGAAAUAUAGAAAAACUGGUGUGUGAGCCCUUUGAAGAUAAAACUUUAUUCAAGGUUUUGGAUACUCCCUACUUACUAAAUCAGCAUUGGAAAAACUAUCUUUCUGGCAUUCUUUUUAAAAAUCCAAAUAUUAACUUGACUUUUGAAAAAGUAUACAGUGAUUGCAAGGAAAACAAAGGAAUUUAUACUUCCCUUCAUCUAGACCACCUGUUCAAUAUCAAUGAAUUUUUGAAUAUUAGUAUGUAUACAGAAGAUGUAGCACUUAGAAUUGAACACAUUCAGAUAAACCUCAGCAAAAUCAUUCUGCUGGAUGAAAUUGGGAAAGAGAAUCUUCUGAAUUUCAGCUCUUCAGGAAUAGAAGGGAUAAACUUUGGAGCAUACUUGACAGAGAUCAAUAAAAGCGUUACCAAGGUUGAUCUUUUGUCAUUUGCUAAUGACUUAGAAGCAAGAGCAGACCAACUGCCAAAAGGAGCCCUGGAAAAUGCCUUAAAAGGACACGCAAACAGCAUUCGGAUGAUUCAUAGCCAGCAGGUUGUUCCACUGGAGCAAGCUAUGAGCACUUUAAAUCAGAGCAUUAGGCUGCUGAAGAGGACAUCAUCUGAACUUAUGGUAAAGGUGAAAAAUGUCAUUAGUGCUGUUAAUGCUGCCCAGCUUCUCAUAAAUAACAAUGCUUCUCUAGUUAUUGUCCAGGAAACAAAGAAGUACAUGGACACCAUCGUUGGCUACUUUGAGCAAUACAUUGAGUGGGUGAAGGAGUCGAUUGCCAUGGAGGUAGCAGCAUGCAAGCCAAUUGCCAAUGUGAUAGAUACAGCAGUGGAUAUAUUUUUAUGCAGCUAUGUAACUGAUUCUGUGAAUACCUUCUGGUUUGGUUUGGGAGGCUCUUCAAUAUUUUUAAUUCCUGCCAUAAUUUUUGCUGUGAAACUCUCCAAAUACUAUCGUAGAAUGGAUACAGAGGAUGUGUAUGAUGAUAUGGAAAAUGGUAAUAAUGGUUAUCAUAAAGAGCAUUUAUAUGGUAUACACAAUCCUGUUAUUACAAGCUCUGUGGAACAGUGGUAACAGAAACUGGAAUCAUAAAGGGGCUAUAGAAAUGAGGCUCAAGAUUCUUCUAUGGGAAUAUAUUGAUAUUCUUCCAAGUGCACUGGCAUUUGCAAUCGUCUUCAAAAUACUGAGCCACUUGUUUUGUGAGACCUGUACUGUAAAUCACAAAUGUACUAUUGAAUGUUAUGCCAUAAGCUACUGUACAGGAUAUUUUGUGACCAGGACACUGCCUCUCAAACACCACUGUUCAAGGCUUGAAUUAUUAUAUUAUUAUUAUCUUUCUUUUUUUUUUUUUUUUUUUUUUUAAACUUUUUUUACAUAAUAGCUUUCUAUCUUGCAUCACAGGAUAUAAAUAUAUUAGAUUAACUUACUUUGCUUAGCAGUUUUCUGACAGCUGGUCAAAUUCUUAUCUUAAAUUGUUGAGAUGUGUUAAAUACGGUACAGACACGUUUACAUAAAAAUACAUUUUGUAUACAGAGACUUUUGUAUAUAUGUUUUUCUUAAAACAUGUAAGUGUUUAGUUAAGAUUUUAAUAUUGUAUAGUACGUUUCACAAAUGAAUUUACCAGCAUGAUCAGUGUUGCUAUUUGGUGCUCUUGAAUGACCACUUUGGACUAAAUUUUAUGUGUGUAAUGGGAUGCACAGUGUCUCUUUGUGUCUCUGAAAAGGUCAGUUGCAUUUCUGUUUUCUCCCUUUUUUUUAAUUAUUAUUUAAUGUUCAGUGAUUUUUGCAGUAUAGACCUAAAAGGGAGAUGUUUGGUUUGAAACUGUAUU
This is a messenger RNA of Centrocercus urophasianus (Greater sage-grouse), 3622 nucleotides long. RefSeq names its product prominin 1 (gene PROM1). Gene Ontology annotation, cellular component: apical plasma membrane; prominosome; cell surface. The record is from RefSeq and is a predicted model, not a curated record. The transcript has 28 exons. NCBI's taxonomy places the organism in Eukaryota, Metazoa, Chordata, Aves, Galliformes, Phasianidae. Bases 277 to 2868 code for a protein of 863 amino acids. Gene Ontology annotation, molecular function: cholesterol binding.